Rhodotorula graminis WP1 is the source of this 501-nucleotide messenger RNA. RefSeq lists its product as uncharacterized. The record is from RefSeq and is a predicted model, not a curated record. Gene Ontology annotation, cellular component: mitotic spindle pole body; mitotic spindle; DASH complex. The transcript has 3 exons. NCBI's taxonomy places the organism in Eukaryota, Fungi, Basidiomycota, Microbotryomycetes, Sporidiobolales, Sporidiobolaceae. The coding region runs from base 126 to 434 and encodes 102 amino acids.
CGACCAGUGCGCAGCUCCUGCACGCUCCACAGCUGUACACAAGCACCUGCGACCCGCCCCCAACCCACCACGCGAGCUGCCCGCCUCGCCCGCCUCCGUCUCGCAUCCUCAUCAAACUCGCCGCCAUGAGCCAGCCCGACAAGUCCAGCUUCGAGCGCGAGCGCGACAGGCUCAUCGCAGAGAUCGCAGAUAACCUCGGCAGGUGCCUCAACAACAUCAACACGCUCAACCGCAACAUCGAGAACGUGACGUCCGUCGGCAACUUCGAGUCGGUGCACGACCUGUGGUCCCAGUUCGAGGACGUUGUCGCGCGAGGCUCGUACGACGAGGCGGUCCGACAGCCCGACUCGAUUCUCAAGGGUUCUCGGGCGCACGAAGACGCGGGCCUUUCGCCCGAAAGAGGAGAAGAGCGGGCGACGGGCGAGGAGGACUGAGGGCGGCGCGAGAGGGUUUGUACGGGUUCGAGCGCGUGCUGUUGUCAUCAUCAUUAGUCUCUCAGUC